AGAAAUUAUCCUUGUCAGUCUCAUCAUGACCAACCACCACAUGACUCAGCUAAUCACUAUAGUAUCUGCUGUGCUUAAUGGAGUUCUCAUGUUUCCUUUAUUUCCCUGAUAUUAAACACGACUUACCCUUUGACGUACGGCUUGUCUUAUCUACAGUACCACAGUACUGACAGAAAAAGUUUGUGUUUAUGGUGUAGUUUGUACUGUAUAUUUUGGCUGUAAGAGUAUUAGUAGAGUAGUGGAAACAGAGUGUGUGGUGCGUGUGGCUUUGGUGCCGAGGAGAGAUAAGAGGCCUUGCCUGUGACCCUCCACAGGCUCUCCAGCUCUCUGCCUCAUCAGUCAGAAGCUCACCGUGUUAACACUCACACAGUGCUCUCUUGAUUCCACAUUUUUGACUACCAAGCUCUCAAGAUGGUGGCCAUUGAGGUGUCCGCUGAGUAUGGCUACUGCUUGCUGGUUGCUGUCUUCUCCAUCUUCAUGCUCGUGUGGAAGUCAUACAAUGUUGGUAAGGCCAGAAAGCAGUUCAAUGUUCUCUACCCAACUAUGUAUCACAAGAGUAAUGAUCACUUCAACUGCUACCAACGUGCUCACCAAAACACACUUGAGAACUAUCCACAAUUCCUGACUUUACUGCUGUUGGGUGGUCUAUACAACCCCAUAGUGAGUGCUGUAGGAGGAGCUGUGUGGUGUACUGGACGUAUUGUCUAUGCCCUGGGAUACUACACUGGAGAACCUAAGAAUCGAUCAAAAGGAGUCUUCAGUUACUUUGGGCUGUUUGCUAUGCUGUACUGUACUGUCCGCCUGGCCACCAGUUUGCUGGGAUGGUUUUAAGUUCCUUCACAGUUUUUUGUUUGUCAUCAUUUAAUUGAACUUGGUCUUUAUGUGAGCACUUUGUCAUACAUACCCAGUACUGUAUGUGCUAACAGUGCAGAGCAGACUGACCCUCUGACUGGCUAGUAUGUGGUGGAGAGGAUAAGUGCUAAGUGAUAAUUUUGUGUGUGUGUGAUUACAUUAUAUCACAGGUAUUAAAGUUGUUUCUUAAAAAUUCAAUUGAACAGAUAGACUUACUGUGUUGUUUGUGAAUGCAUUUCCUACAUUUUUCAGCACAAUAUGUUGACAAGAAAAUGUUGAACUGUACUGUACAGCCAGGUGAUAUGUGAAUUAUUUUUUUUAUUAUGAUUAUUAUUAUUUUUUUUUUUUCAUUAAUAUUUUUUUGUCAUUUCUUGAGGCCCAUGGUACUAGGUAUUUUUGUCUGUUCAUUACCAACAUUUAUUUGAAUUAGUGUUUUAGGACAAGAAGUUUAUUAUAGUUUUAUAUUUUGUCAUUCGAGAAGUGUUUGGUGUUGUCUUUAAGUUUUUACUACCAUAUUUUUUUUAGACUGUAUUGUACUAUUAUUAAACUCUGUGAUUACUGAGUGGGAGAAACAUAUUGUAUCAGUAUUUGUAUAUUAAUUGUUAAUAAAUGGUAUCCAGCUAAUUAAUCUUCAUAUUGUUACACCUGUAAAAGUAAAGGAAUUUAGCCCACAUUGGAUAUAAUGUUUUCUUUAUAUUGUGUUUUAUGUUUGUAAAUAUUGAAUGGUUUAAAUACUCAUAAAUGCAACCUGUUUAAUCCCAAGUGUAUUAUUGUUUAAAGGAUCAAGUAUCACAAAUAUAGUGGAAUUGAUCCUCUCGAAAGCUAAUAGGUAGCAAUUGUCUUUUGUUUGUUACAUUCUGGAUCUCUCUUCUCCCAAAUGUCUUUUAUUACUUAUAUGGAGUGGUCAUAUAAAGCUGGAAGAUUGAAGACUAUAUAACUUUAUAUUGGCAGAUAGGAGAUUAAUAUACCACAUCAUUGAACCAUAUGUACCGGAUAUACUAUGUAUAAAGGUAUUGCUCAUAUUUUAAUUGUCAGAAAUGAGAAUACUGUAUUCAUGAUUUAAUUGUAGAACUGUUACAAAGCGGCUCUCUGUCUAAAUAUGAACUGUUAAGUCA
Homarus americanus (American lobster) is the source of this 1967-nucleotide messenger RNA. Its product is annotated as microsomal glutathione S-transferase 3-like. Gene Ontology annotation, cellular component: nuclear envelope; membrane; endoplasmic reticulum. Bases 412 to 831 code for a protein of 139 amino acids. The transcript has 5 exons. Gene Ontology annotation, molecular function: glutathione peroxidase activity; glutathione transferase activity. Lineage: Eukaryota; Metazoa; Arthropoda; Malacostraca; Decapoda; Nephropidae. The record is from RefSeq and is a predicted model, not a curated record.